CAUUACUGACUCAAACCAGUUUGGCUCAAGCCCAAGUGCCAUGUCGUUCUGGAUAGUCUCAAGAAGUCGUUAUGUCCCUCGAAGCGUCGAUCAAGAACUGCGGCCAGACAAAACAAUGGAGCGCCGCACUGCGGAUGCUCCGCGAAGGAAUUCAAUUUGGUUUGCAACUCGUCCCAAGCCACUAUGUUGCGAUUGUCAGCGCCUGCAGAAAAGGCGGGCAAUGGCAACACGCAUUGUCAGUGUUCAGUGAGAUGUUGGAGGCGAAGCUGGAGCCCGACCGAGAUGCGGGAGGGGAAGCUGGAGCCCGACGUCAUCCGUACUGCAAUUCCGGGCGCAGCGCCCUCUCUCCUACAACGCUGGGAUCAGCGCGUGCGAGAAAGGCGAGCAGUGGCAGCGGGCCGCGUGCGAGAAGGGCGAGCAGUGGCAGCGGGCGCUGGCGCUGCUGAGCGAGAUGUGGGAGGCGAAGCUGGAGCCCGACGUCAUCUUCUCUCCUACAACGCUGGGAUCAGCGCGUGCGAGAAGGGCCAGCAGUGGCAGCGGGCUCUAGGACUGCUUAGCGAGAUGCGUCAGGUGAGGGUCGAGCCUACCUUUAUCAGUUACAACGCUGGGAUCAGCUCGUGCGAGAAAUGCAAGCAGUGGCAGCGGGCUCUAGGACUGCUCAGCGAGAUGCGUGAGGUGAAGCUCGAGCCCAACUUUAUCUAUACUACAGUCUACAAUGCUGGGAUCAGCGCGUGCGAGAAGGGCGGGCAGUGGCAGCCGGCGCUUGCGCUGCUGAGCGAGAUCUGGGAGGCAAAGUUGCCCGACGUCAUCAGCUACAACGCUGGGAUCAGCGCGUGCGAGAAGGGAGAGCAGUGGGAGCUGGCUCUGGCGCUGCUGAGCGAGAUGCGGGAGGCGAAGCUAGAGCCCGACGUCAUCAGCUACAGCGCAGGGAUCAGCGCGUGCGAGAAGGGCGGAAAGUGGCAGGCGGCGCUGGCGCUGCUGAGCGAGAUGCGGGAGGCGAAGCUGGAGCCCAACGCCAUCAGCUACAGCGCUGGAAUCAGCGCGUGCGAAAAGGGCGAGCAGUGGCAGCCGGCGCUUGCGCUGCUGAGCGAGAUGUGGGAGGCGAAACUGAAGCGCGACGUCAUCAGCUACAGCGCUGGGAUCAGCGCCUGCGAGAAAGGCGAGCAGUGGCAGCGGGCGCUGGCACUGCUGAGCGAGAUGCGGGAGGCGAAGCUGGAGCCCAACGCCAUCAGCUACAGCGCUGGGAUCAGUGCCUGCGAGAAAGGCGAUCAGUGGCAGCGGGCGCUGGCACUGCUGAGCGAGAUGUGGAAGGCGAAGCUGAAGCCCGACGUCAUCAGCUACAGCGCUGGGAUCAGCGCCUGCGAGAAAGGCGAGCAGUGGCAGCGGGCGCUGGCACUGCUGAGCGAGAUGCGGGAGGCGAAGCUGGAGCCCAACGCCAUCAGCUACAGCGCUGGGAUCAGUGCCUGCGAGAAAGGCGAGCAGUGGCAGCGGGCGCUGGCACUGCUGAGCGAGAUGCGAGCAGUGGCAGCGGGCGCUGGCACUGCUGAGCGAGAUGUGGGAGGCGAAGCUGAAGCCCGACGUCAUCAGCUACAGCGCUGGAAUCAACGCGUGCGAGAAGGGUGGGCAAUGGCAACAGGCGCUGAGCAUGCUCAGAACCAUUCGUUUGAGAAAGUUGGACGUUGGCUUCACGGUCUACGGAAUUACAGCCAGCAUGUGCGAGCAAGGCGGGCAGUGGAGCCAAGUGCUGUCUUUAUUCAGGAAGGUGCGUGACCUAGUUACAGGGGAAUGAUACAAUACAUGCCGUGCUCGAUACAUUUGUUCUGUGCAGUUGUAUCGCUAGGACCAGCGCGUGGGAGACGUGCGAGCAAUGGCUGAUGGCUGUGGCGCUGCUCAGCGAGGUGCGGGAGGCGAAGCCGGAGCCAUGAAACCAACACGUUUGUUGUGGCGAUGCGUGGGAUUCGUGUUGCAUCGCCGGUGGCGGCUUCUACAGCAAAAGCCAUUGCACUUGAUGACGCGCCAACUUUUCUGCACAAUUUAGGAGGGAAAGAAACACACAGAGACAAUUAAUCGUCGAGUCCCAGGAAA
Messenger RNA from Prorocentrum cordatum, 2085 nucleotides. NCBI's taxonomy places the organism in Eukaryota, Dinophyceae, Prorocentrales, Prorocentraceae. The record is from the annotation of a GenBank genome assembly.